UAAUGCGAAAGCAUGUAUCUUUAUCAACAUCACCACUCUUUCGGAUUAGGAAUGGGAUUGGAAUGCUCUUCUCUCCUUUGUUCUUUCACAGAAACGCAUCAUCUCCAAUUCCAGACUUCCAUGGUGAAGAAGAAGAUGAAGAAGAAGAAGAAGUGUUGGACGUAUCUCACUGCGUCAUCCAAGACAAGGACCUUCUCCGAAAGAGCCAAAGCUCCGGACUUUACGUCUUGGACCUAAUCGACAAUGGUGCUCUUGAACCAGACCCAACCAUCUACACCAAGCUUCUCAACAAGUGUACCCACCUCGGGAAGCUUCGAGAAGGUCGGAUCGUCCAUACCCACUUCCGCCGAUCUCAAUUCAAUCACUACCUUGUCAUUCACAAUACCCUCCUCAAUAUGUAUGGUAAAUGUGGCAGUCCCGACGACGCACGCCAAAUGUUCGAUGAAAUGCCCACAAAAGAUAUGGUCUCUUGGACUGCCUUAAUCACUGCCUAUUCGCAGAACGAUAGACCCAUUGAUGCUCUUGUUUUGUUCCCUCAAAUGCUUCGUUUGGGUUUCAAGCCCAACCAGUUUACAUUCUCUAGUAUUCUCAAGGCUGCUGGGGCUGUGCCUAAUGACAGGGAUGGCAAGCAAGUUCAUGGGUUUGUUGUUAAUUAUGGUUUUGAUUCAAAUGUUUAUGUGGGUAGUUCUCUAGUGGACAUGUAUGCUAGGUUCAACUUAAUGGAUGAAGCCUGGUUUGUUUUCGAUAGUUUGCUGAGCAAGAAUGAGGUUUCUUACAAUGCUCUGAUUGCUGGGCAUGCGAGGAAGGGUGAGGGAGAGCAUGCCAUUCGUUUGUUUUGGAAGAUGCAAAGAGAGGAUUUUAGACCUACCCAUUAUACCUAUUCUAGUGUUUUCACCGCUUGUGCUAGUAUUGGAGCUUUGGAGCAAGGGAAAUGGGUUCAUGCACAUAUGAUGAAGUCUGGCCAACAGCUUGUUGCUUUUGUAGGCAACACUAUUCUUGACAUGUAUGCUAAAUCAGGUAGCAUUGAGGAUGCGAAAAAAGUUUUCAAUAGAUUGGUUAGACGAGAUGUUGUUUCGUGGAAUUCGAUGCUUACUGCUUGUGCCCAACAUGGACUUGGGAAGGAAGCUGUCAGAUGCUUUGAGGAAAUGCUUAGGACCGGAAUUGAACCUAAUGCGAUUACCUUCCUAUGUAUUCUCACUGCUUGUAGCCAUGCUGGGUUAUUGGACAAAGGACAGUAUUACUUUGAAUUAAUGAAGAAGUAUGAGAUAGAACCAGAGGUUUCACAUUAUGUCACGAUUGUUGAUCUACUUGGUCGAGCUGGUCAUCUUGAUCGUGCUGCUAAACUGACGCAGAAACUUUAUAAUACAAUGAAUAAAUUACAACUACAAGUUUUCGCUGUCAUAAGGAUUUUAUUUCCAUAAAAAAGGACAAGAUUAGAUUGAAAAUAAACAUAUGAACCAACCUGAAUUCAGACCCGCUGAGAGUACUCCAGAUGCCACUGAAUUAGCAACAGCGUCAUAGUGGGAAGUAUCACCUCUUAU
Molecule: messenger RNA, 1541 nt
Organism: Camellia sinensis
Lineage: Eukaryota; Viridiplantae; Streptophyta; Magnoliopsida; Ericales; Theaceae
Source: RefSeq, a predicted model, not a curated record